AUGGCCGGCAGAAGUCUUUCGCGCCGCGCACUGGCAGCGAAUGUCUAUAUCUCUGAGGGACGAGACCGGGCCACCAUCGCCAAGAUCGUGGCAGCAGGUACGCAGCCCGGUGUGAUCCUGGGUAAUGAGUUCGUGGAUCCGGUCUACAACCGGUCAGGCCUCACCUUGGCUUCUGCAGAGGCCUCCAAAGUGGAG
Symbiodinium sp. CCMP2456 is the source of this 195-nucleotide messenger RNA. NCBI's taxonomy places the organism in Eukaryota, Dinophyceae, Suessiales, Symbiodiniaceae. The record is from the annotation of a GenBank genome assembly.